This is a messenger RNA of Tarenaya hassleriana, 4112 nucleotides long. Its product is annotated as E3 ubiquitin-protein ligase MIEL1. Gene Ontology annotation, molecular function: zinc ion binding; ubiquitin protein ligase activity. Lineage: Eukaryota; Viridiplantae; Streptophyta; Magnoliopsida; Brassicales; Cleomaceae. Gene Ontology annotation, cellular component: nucleus. Gene Ontology annotation, biological process: ubiquitin-dependent protein catabolic process; protein ubiquitination. The coding region runs from base 2301 to 2903 and encodes 200 amino acids. The record is from RefSeq and is a predicted model, not a curated record. The transcript has 8 exons.
UACGCAACAUUUUUAAGCCGUCUCUCUAAUUUGCCGCAUCCAUUCACAAAAGGAAAAAAAAAGCACACAGAAAUCGUUUUCGAAGUCGUUAUUUUCCCCGAAAAAACAGGCAGAAUUCGAACCCUCUGGAAAACGAAGGCUCAUCUUUGGCGCCUUUAUAAGCGAGCCGCUUUGCGCGAACGGCCUCAAAGUGCAGGAGAAUUUCAAAAUCUACGGGGAGAAAGCUAUCGUCGAUCGGAGGUUUGUCGCUCGGAGUCCCUGCAAGUUUCGUCGGCAAACUUAGCGUGUUUCUUCUGAGAUUCUGAUCGGUGGACGUCGCCGGCUCGGAGUUCGUCAUUGACACAUUUUUCGUACUUUUGAUUUUGCUCUCGCUCUCUCUGUUUGUUUUUCGAUUUGGCAACUUGUUCUUUGAAUUUUUGUUUAGGUAAUGUGACUUUUGAAUGUUUAGAUUCUCGUUAUUUUGUAGAUUCAAUGAACGAUGUUCGCCUGAUUUGUCAAGUUCGUUUUAGUUUCCGAGAAUAAUUGGAUGGGAGAAGAAGGAGAAUCUAUUGUGAUCGCUCUCGUUUAGGUCUCAGGAUAUGAAAAUUGAAUUAGAGCUUCAGCUUCUUCGCGAGAGAUCUUUCGGAAAAAUUAGGUGGAAUUGGCGAAGUUUGAAUUCCUCGCUCUUGGAUAGAAUUCAAUAUCUCUUUCUGAGUGAUAAGCGCUUGAGCUUUAGGUUGGAUGGGCAGCAUUAAGAGGCUGUUCCAUAUCUACUUUGCCGGAGAAUAGUGGUUCCAGGCCGAGCAAUUUGUCUCACGGAUUUAUGGGCAGUGAUCAGAACUAUCAAACCCCUCGGUGAUUGUAGUUUGUCUCAUAGACAACGACAUCAGAGAAUGCUUUUGUUUGCUUUCCCUUUGUUUGGAUUUUGAAGUUUUAUCACCAACAUGAAUCUGACAUUUGUUCAAAAUACACACCCUGAGGUAGUAUUUGAGCCGGCAAGAGAGGUUUUGGCAAGGGAGGUUUUGAAGGGGGAUCCUUGGUUUCACAGUUGGAGAAGUUUAGGUGCUGUCUCAGGAUCAAAAGUCGAGUUGGAGGUGAGUGAAAAAUUUUGGUUAUACCAUCUGGAAGUAUAAUCGAGGAAGAAAUCACGAUAAUAGUUUAUUUAGUAUGUGGCUCUAUGCAUUAAUCACUCCUUUGGUUCUUAUAGAUAGAGUGCUCAGUUGGUUUUCCUAUAUCAUUGAGCUGCUGCAGUUUGUUUGGGCUUCAUGACUGUAUCUCCUCAGUAAACCAUUCUUGUAAUCCUUCUUCUACACUAGUAGGGUCCUUCAUCCAGCUCUAUACUGCAAUCCGUUUUCAUAUCACCCUAUCCAUUUGACAUGCUAAAGAAUCUGCUUAUCAGUUUUUAUGUGGUCAAUGGUGCUUCCUGUUUUCUGAUCUCACAUAGGAUGGACGAAAAUGGGUUUCACUUAUUUGUUCUUGAAGAUGCCUGGCCAUUUGGUCACUUUUGCUAGAGUUCAUCAAUCUUAGCUCUUAUGCACCUAAUCAGUUUCUUAGGAGUUAGGAGCAAAUCGUUUGGUCAAACUCUUUGGGUGAGGUUCACACUCUCUUGAGUAUGCCAAAGUUAUCAUCUGAUCUAGCAGAAUCCUCCUGGUAAAGAUAUCCAAAGGUUCUGAUAACUGGAAUCCUAUUUAGGUCAAGAGAAACAUGCUAGGUCUAGAGUUGAGGUUUAAUAAACCAAUAUAUCCUCGUAUGCUAUGGUAACUUUCUGAAAAGUCUGGUAAGUUCCCUGAAGAAAACUGGUGCGAAGUUACUACUGGAGGUAGAUGUGUCCCUUCUGGGCAUCAACCCAACUCUUAUAGCCCACAGUUCCCCCUAUUUAUGUGUGUCAAAUCGAGUUUGAAAUUGUUUGCCUUGCUUUUACGAUAGGUUGGGCAUCUAUUAUCCGGUCCCCAGAGCUCAAGGAUACAAGUGAGCAUGCAAUUUGUUAAGCUAAUAUGUCUCUACCAGAGGGUUCAUCAAUCAUCAUUUCUUAGUUGUUAAACAGGAUACCUGUUAAUCUUCUUUUUUUGAUGAUAACUGCCUCUUGGAGUAUGCUGAUUGGAGGAGCCGUACUGUAACUGGUUUAUCUUGCUGCUGAUUUGGAUUGGUUUGCAACAAUAUAGAAGGAAGCGAUGAUGUCCUCAAGUGUUUGCUGGGUUUUUCAGGUGACAGAUGAUAUUUCGAAAAGCGAGAAAAUUUUCUAAAUUUGUUCUUAUUUGCAGGUCGUAUAAGCUUCCCUUCAGCUGGCAUUUUCUGCCAAUAUCAUCAAGAGACUAUUCUUAAUGGGAGAUGUAGUCUUUGAGGCUUCCCCUCCGCAAUCUCAGCAGCCUAACCUGCCGAAUCUUAAGAUGGAGCUUGGAAUCCCUUCUCAUCCGCUAAAUAAUGAAGAAUCUCGGUCAUCAAUGCUGAAAGAGGAAGCAGCAGAUAAUGCGGAAAAUGAAAUCCGUGAUAGAGGAUUAAUGGAGCAUGGAUGCCCCCAUUACAGAAGAAGGUGUCGUAUUAGAGCCCCUUGCUGUAAUGAGAUCUUUGGUUGCCGUCACUGCCAUAACGAGGCUAAGAAUAGUAUAAACAUCGAUCAGAAAUUGAGGCAUGAUAUUCCUCGGCACCAAGUUAAGCAGGUUGUUUGCAUACUCUGUGGCACUGAACAGGAGGUGAGUACUAUCAGUGAAGAGGAAGUGUGGCUCACUAACAUGCACAAUGUUCAUCAAUUCUGCGUCAGCUGUGGAGUGUGCAUGGGGAAAUACUUUUGCGAGGUUUGCAAGCUCUUCGAUGAUGAUACGUCUAAGAAACAGUAUCACUGCGACGGCUGUGGAAUUUGCAGAAUCGGCGGACGUGAGAAUUUCUUCCACUGUUACAAGUGUGCCGAGACCCAAGCCGAACGGUAAAGCACAAGCCAGUAGAGCUAGCGUGUUGGUGCCAGAGUCGGAACUUGAUCGUCAAAAAAGGCGAAAACACCAUAGAAAUGAUAGAAACAGAGGAGGAAAAAAAAAUAUAGAAGAAGAAAGAUGGAUUGAGGGUAAGAAAAAUAUAAAUGAGCCCGCAAAGGUGGCCUCAGGAGAGGAAACACUGUCGGCUCGAGCAAGCUGCAAAAGAGAGAGAAUGCAAAAGUUUUAUCAAAUGACGAGAAAUUUCAUGGAAAGGGAUGAGAAGCAGAGAAAGAGAGAUUUCAGAAAGGAGAAAAAGAUGAGAGUAAAGAAAGGAAUGGAAAGGAGAAAAGAUUUGAACAAGAAAGAGAGAGAUUAGAUUGAUUUCUCCAAGAAAGACGAGAAAAGCGAAGAUUUUCUCUAAAAGUUGAAGAAAGGAGGAAAAAACCCUAGUGUUUAGGAUUUCCGUUCAAGCAUUACCGGAAAAAUUUUGAAGAAGAAGAAGAAGAAGAUAGAGAAAACCAAGUAGGAAAAAAAAACAUCAAAAACAAGCACGGAUGCUGUCAUUUGAAUCGGAAGAAGGAGAAAACUGAGGAGGAAGACUAGCAAAACGAUUUAGAAAGAGGAAAAAAAAUCAGAUUUCUAGAGAAUAGAAGGAAGAUUGAAGAGGAAACAAAUAGAGAGAUUAAACUCUUCCUCUAUUUUAAGAUAAGGGAUCGUUUUUAGGGUUUCAAAGCUUCAAAGAACCACCCUACAGAUCUUAGAAAUAAAAAUGAGAGAGGGAGAAAGAGUAUAGACAAGAAAACGAAGACUAAAAAACUGAAGAAUAUGGAAAGAAACUCGAAUCUGGAAAAAAAAAUGGAGGAACAAAGAGAAGAUGAAAGAUGAGGAAUUUUAUCAAACAGUUGGUGAGCAAUAUCACCAUCAUCGUCGUCAUCCUCUUCUUUAUCUUGUUCCAUUUUGAUAUUUCAAAAUCAAGAGAAAAAUGAAUUCAAAUCAGAAAACAAACAAGAACAAAGAAGAAGAAAUUAGCGGAAAAAAAAAGAGGAUCUCAAAGGCCUGACACCAUUUUGAUAUUUCAGAGUUUGAGAGAUUUUGGGAAAAUGUUUCCUUAAAUACAAAUAGUAGGAGAGAAAGAGAAACUCUAACCAAACUAAACCAAAACAAAUUAAACCAAACCAACAUUAAACCAAAUUAACAUUUAACUACAUAUAUAUUCUAAUACCUCCC